AUGCAAGCGUACAGGAUGACUCUGAGAAGGAAUCGAAUCUGUGCCCCAUAUCAAACCCUGAUACGCCAAGCUCUGAAUGAAAAUGACACAAUCGUCGGACAUAUCGGGGAACUACGUAGAAACUUUGCCAAACACACUCAUGUUCUGGAUUCACUGUCCUACGAGGAACGUAAUCGUUUCGAGUCAUCCGUAGAAUCAUUGGUAAGGAAACAAGUUGAACGAAAGCGCAAUAUUCUACGAAAGCGAUUAGGUCCUGCGAAACCCAUCGACAAAUGUUUGCUCGAAGUUUUGUCUCUUGGACCUCAAUCGUGUGGUCCAACUGGAAGAACUAAACAACUGGAUCUAGAAGUACAGUUCAAAAACCUUUUCUCACAACUGUCAGAUUUAUCGCCUUCAUCAUCACAAAAUGUGGCUCAGCUGAAAUCCACACUAGUAAACACAUGCUAUUAUCGUCUCGAUAACAAACCGAUGAAGAAAGAUCUAGUGACACCACAACACCGAGAACGGCUAAAGGGAUCGGGGAAUAAUCAUGAUGUAAUUCUAUGCGGACCAGACAAGGGUACAGUAGUUGUUAUACUGAACAGAUCAGACUACGUUACCAAGAUGAAUAACAUAAUCCGUGACAGCACAAAAUUUAAGAAAAUGUCCGGAGAAAAGGAUAAAACGGAACAGAUAGAGUAG
Molecule: messenger RNA, 681 nt
Organism: Echinostoma caproni
Lineage: Eukaryota; Metazoa; Platyhelminthes; Trematoda; Plagiorchiida; Echinostomatidae
Source: the annotation of a GenBank genome assembly